AUGGAAAAUCUCGGCAGCAAUAACAGCUUAAUAGAGGACAUUCAAAAUAUCGAGGUCCCUUCGACGUCGCACGAAUCUGAUCCGUUUCCAGUUCCAGCGGACCCUUUUGACGGAUAUGUGAAUAUCACCGAGACUGACGACAAAUGGACGAAUGGCACCGACACCUCAUAUCACUUCGAUCUCAAUGCUCUUCUAGAUUAUAUGGGUGAUAAUCGAUGGCUAGUAUACUUAAUUGUAGGCAUUGGAUUGAUUUUGGUUCUCGCCACUAUCAUUUUGCUCAUUAUAUGGGUGAUGAAGCACAAAAAACGUGUUAUCAACCAGCAAAGUGAUCCGGUAUUGGUUAACACGUAUGAUCAAGAUGUUCACUGGAAGAGACUCUGCUGCGCCUGCUGCAAUUCGAAGUCGAAAACGCGUCAAGAGCAUCUCGAGAAUCGCCAAAACUCGUCGAGUAAUCUCGAGGCGUACGGCCGACGCGAUCCACUUCCAGCGGCCGCCUACAGCAAUCCGAUCGGCUCGUCGAAUUUCCAAAAAGAAAAUGAUUCGGAGCCCAUUGAUGAUCGCAAUUUGGCGGUUUACAUUGAUGGAAUCAGCGGAAUUCCGAAUCGAGUCGUCACUCCGCCGCAUUUCCGCGAACUGCCGCCACUUCGACUCAACAAAUAA
Molecule: messenger RNA, 660 nt
Organism: Caenorhabditis bovis
Lineage: Eukaryota; Metazoa; Nematoda; Chromadorea; Rhabditida; Rhabditidae
Source: the annotation of a GenBank genome assembly